UUUUGAGUCAUCCAUGUUGUCAUCAUCCCUCCAGCAGAAAACAGCAGGGGAGAUUAAAAAAAUAUUGUGCAGCAGUUUUGUGUGUCUAUUUUUGCCAAUAAUUAUAGUCUUACGAGAAUCUGCCUGCCUCAUAAUGCUGCAAGUGUUGUGUGUAACAGUAAUUGUGGAGUGAUAAGGGUGAAAAAAGUGUAAAUUCCAAUGAUUUGAACAGGAGCGGGCGGAACUUAUCCGAAAUAUAUCUGUGCUGCUUUUGCCUACUUGCUUUCCGUCAUUGUUUGUUCCGUCUGAUGUUUGGACUUUGUAGUCCUUUCCAGCAGCUGUGAAUUCGAUCGAAAUCAUAAAAUCGAGGAUUGGAGCAACACUAGAGGUGGGACUUAGCUAGACAUAAACAGGCGAUAACAGAACAGGUGCACAACAUGUCGGCGGGUCCAUACAACUAUUCCUACAUUUUCAAAUAUAUCAUCAUCGGUGAUAUGGGCGUGGGUAAAAGUUGUCUCCUGCAUCAGUUUACCGAAAAGAAGUUUAUGGCAAGCUGUCCGCACACAAUCGGAGUGGAGUUUGGCACCCGAAUCAUCGAGGUCGACAAGCAGAAGAUCAAGCUACAGAUAUGGGAUACUGCUGGGCAGGAACGCUUUCGAGCCGUGACACGAUCGUACUACAGAGGAGCGGCUGGUGCGCUAAUGGUUUAUGAUAUUACCAGGAGAUCUACUUAUAACCACCUUUCGAGCUGGUUAACCGACACCCGUAAUUUGACUAACCCAAGUACUGUGAUAUUUUUGAUCGGCAAUAAGUCGGACCUGGAGAGCACCCGCGAGGUUACCUACGAAGAGGCGAAAAAAUUCGCCGACGAGAACGGGCUUAUGUUCGCUGAGGCUAGUGCAAUGACUGGCCAAAACGUAGAAGAAGCAUUCCUGGAAACGGCACGUAAAAUCUACCAAAGUAUCCAAGACGGUCGUUUGGACUUGAACUCGUCCGAAUCCGGUGUACAGCAUAAACCGGCACAGCCAGGGCGAACUUCGCUGAGCGGAGAUUCCCAGAACAACAAGGACAACUGUUCAUGUUAGUCGUCCCUGGUGCGCGCGUAACCGAUAACGGUCCCGUUAGAAACGAAGGAAUGAUUGAUAAGAUUCUCUAGUUGGUGUACUGUAUAUAUCUAGUGCAGGCGCACCAAUUUGUCGUUUUGCCAAAGUGAGUCCAAUGGAUUGGAAAUAAAAAAAAAGAAGUAUAUAGUGAUUGUCUCCGUAGUUACUGUGGUUUGUAAUUAAACCCUCAAAUAUAACGUAACUGAGAAUAAUUCGCUAGGAGAACAAAUCUUUGUAGAAUAAUUAGGCUGGUCAAGGUUAUUGAAUGAUUACGAAAUGUUUAUUUGUUGUUGAUUUGAUUCUUAGUUUUUUAGCAAUGAUAUGUAACGAUCUGCAGCGAGAGGAUUAAUAUCCAUAUUAUUUCCUGAAACAAUAAUUGAUAGAUGUCUUACUUUCAAUCAGUAGUGCAGCACAGCAUGAAACUAAUCUUUAUCGGAAUACAUGUAUAAUACGUGUACAACAAACAUAUAAGAACAAUAUUAAAAAUAAAUAUAAUUGAAUGUUUAUUACGAAUCAAAAAGUAGUAAAUUAAUAUAUCUAUGAUGUAGACGAAAAAUAAACAUCUUUUGUAGAUAAGGAAGCAAAACGAGGAAAGUAUCAAUAGUACUACUGUAUUUAUGGUUAAGACCAUUACGAUAAUCCCUUUUAAACAUUGGAGAUUUUAUCUGUGUUUCUAAUUGCUUUUUAGUACUAUUGCCGCGUUUUCUCGAAAUUUCUAGGUUGAGAAUAGAAACCUACGCAGAUAUUUUGAAAGAAGCCACCUAUCCAAACAAAUUGGAAGCGUCCAUCAUUUUCUAGUACAAAGUAUAAGUUUAUUAUUACACGAAUCCGAAUCUACAAUGUUACAUCACUCAAAAUAAAAAUUCCCUCAUUUCAACGCGUGAUUUUUCGCGCAUAAAUUCCAUUUUAUCUAAAACAGUAAAUUCCAAAAUGACAAUUCGAGAAGCCUAAAACACGUGUCAUGAACCCAGAUAUGAGUCAUGUGAGGCAAAAAUUAUAUUUAGCAAAUCUUGACCUUCAAAGUAAUAAAAUACAUACAAAAGUAUUAAUUGAAAGUGAACGAAAAUAAAAGGCGCAAUGUCUGCGACGUGAUGUUUAAGGUAAUCGAUCGUUAUAACGAUGCAGAAGCGAGCAGAUAAUGUUAGGGAAAAAUAUAAUAUAAAAUGAUUAAAAACUUGAAUAAAACUUCGAAAAUGACAUUUAGCAUCUAUCACUUAAACAGAA
This is a messenger RNA of Armigeres subalbatus, 2306 nucleotides long. RefSeq names its product ras-related protein Rab-14 (gene Rab14). Lineage: Eukaryota; Metazoa; Arthropoda; Insecta; Diptera; Culicidae. Gene Ontology annotation, molecular function: GTP binding; GTPase activity. Gene Ontology annotation, cellular component: recycling endosome; Golgi apparatus; trans-Golgi network. Gene Ontology annotation, biological process: endocytic recycling; phagosome maturation; defense response to bacterium. The record is from RefSeq and is a predicted model, not a curated record. The transcript has 5 exons. Bases 417 to 1064 code for a protein of 215 amino acids.